Molecule: messenger RNA, 2561 nt
Organism: Striga asiatica
Lineage: Eukaryota; Viridiplantae; Streptophyta; Magnoliopsida; Lamiales; Orobanchaceae
Source: the annotation of a GenBank genome assembly
CUUUUCCUUCCCCUUUUUCCUGACGCCGCGCGCCAACUCACCCGUCUUCUCUCAUCUAUAUACUCCGCUGCUAUCUCAUCUUCUCAAUUGGACUCAACGCGCCGCCUUUACCUCCAGAACGCCCUUCCGUCUCCGCCGGCUACAGCGCCCGGAGGAUGCAAGCUCGUUUGCGGGCGAGACAUUAGCUAAUCGGUAUCGAAGAAUUAAGCAGGAUUUUCAUUGGGGUACAUUACUCUAUGGGUGAAAGGAGAAAACGCAAGUCAAUGUGGCAUAUGGAUGAUGAAAGUCGACAUUUUUCUCAUCCAAGUGAUCAUAAUUCUUGGGCUGGCAAGGAAUUGCAUUCAAUUAAUAACAGAGGACGUGAUCAUGAAUUUCAUGGGUCCAGAGACUUUAUGGAGCCAAAAUCUAGAGAUCGUCCUGGACGGACGUCUCGUGAAUUAAAUGAAGAAAGCAGAUAUUACCAGAAUAUGUCUCCUGGGUUUGAUGGAAUCGAACGGUGUAAUUAUAAGCACUACCAAGAAGAUAAUAGAGGCGAUUCUCACAGGUACCCAAGAAAAGACGGGAGCAUGAGUCGAAGCAGAAGCAGAAGUCCAAGAGCUUGGGCGAGAAGUGGUAGUCCAAGACUAGAUUAUAAAAAUCAAUCGCAUAAAUGGAAUGACCAAAGAAGUGAUUCCUAUAAACAGUUUCAAAUUUGUCGUGAUUUUUCUGCUGGAGGGUGCAGGAAAGGCAGUCAAUGCCAUUUCGAGCACUCUAGAAAUAGCACUCGAUGGCACAGUUCUGAAGAUUCAUACAUCAAAGACUCUGGUUCUGAUUUACGAGAUGAUGUUCCCAGAUAUAAUCAUGGAGGGGAACGACAAUUUUGGAAGAAAAGUAGAAAUGUAGUUCCAUGCAGGGAACUCAUGAAAGGUUGUUGCAAAUGGGGAGACUCUUGCAGAUUUUCUCACCAUCUUGCGUCUAAUGAGACUGCCAAUAUGGGCUAUCCAGGUGACAACAAUAAUUUGAGAUAUGAUAGCAGAUCGAGUCUUCGUAUGGAAAACGAGGAUGCAAGUUGGAGAACACGAGAAUUGGGAGGCAUUGGCGUGACUGGAUAUAUUGAUAAGGAAAAUGUGGCUCAUAAACAGGAAAACAAUAACAUGUCGCAAGGUUUCUCUUCGCAAAAUGAUGUUGGAAAUGCGAGUGUUCAAGAACAACAAACCUCGCUUGACCAUGGGGUAGUUGAAAAUGGUAUAGUGACUUCAUUUGGGUCUGAUGCUCUUGAUCAGGCUGAAAACUUGAGCAAUCCCACACAUCCAUGUCCUUUUCCUGGACAAAAUGAAAGCAGUGAAAAUGUACAAGUACCUAGGCAGUUUUCAAUUUCCAAUGCAACUGAUGUCUGGCAGAACAUGCUUAAUGGUGGCUUGGAUGGGUUCGAGACACAAGCAGGAGCUUGUUUUCAUCAGCUGCCGAACCAUCAGCUCGAGAGACAAGCAGGACCUCAUUUGGAUUUGCAUUCUCAGGUGAAGAACCAUCUACCCGAAACACAAUCAGGAGCUCCUUUGGAUUUGCAUUCUCAGGUGAAGCAUCAUCAGCUCGAGACACAAUCGGAAGCUAAUUUGGAAGUCCAGUCUCAGGUGGCAAACCGUCAGCGAGCUGUUCAAAUAUUGACAGGGCUGUUAGAAUCAAAGGUAACCUUUCCAGUUGGAUUUCCUCACGGACCAGUUAAUCACGUGGAGAAAGACACAGUCGCCAACAACGAGCAUGGAAAUUAUACUGAACAAUACAAUCAAGUUCAGACGAAACAAGCUUCUCCACUAUCCACCAUUGAUAAAGUCCCGGAUAAUCCAAAGGUGGAUGAUUCUGAAAAUUCAAAACAACAGCAAGAGGUACCACCACUCGCAAAACCAGAAGCCGAUGAAGGUAAUAAAGCCAUCGAUGAGGAAAGCAAGGGAGUUAAGGACAGCAAAAAAGCUGAAGCGAACGCUGCAAGCAAGGAUGAGAAAGCUAUGCGCUUGUUUAAACAUAGUCUAGUUGAGUUUGUGAAGGAAAUCUUGAAGCCCACGUGGAAAGAAGGCCGACUGAGUAAAGACGUUCACAAGACCAUUGUGAAAAAAGUGGUCGAUAAAGUGACCGGAACAGUUCAACCUGAUCACGUCCCCAAGACACAGGAUAAAGUCGAUCAGUACUUGUCGUUCUCAAAACCCAAAAUUUCCAAACUCGUUCAGGCAUAUGUGGAGCGUUCUCAAAAAACGGAUUCUUGAAUAGAUUUUCUUGAACGAGAAAAUUGUGCAAUAAUGUUUCACAUUGCUACUGGUCGACUUUUUUCCCCAGUUUUCAGAGGUAAGCUGCUGUUUUAGGCCUUUUGCCCCCAUUAGCAGUGAGUGUGAUCAGAGUUCAACAGCAGAUUCUCAUUCCUAUUCACCUUUAGAAUUUGUUGUGUUGAGUACAAUAUUUAGAUAAAGUUAUUUUUAGUUCUAGUUGUUAGAUAGGCAUAUGAAGUUGGACAUGGUCCUCUCGACUGUACAUGUUUUUUUGGCCUUUUACUCAAGUACUAGAUGAAUAAAUUGAUUUAUUUUUUAUUUCCA